AAAAUUAGGGUUUGUAUACUUAAAGGGGGCGGGGUUUGUAAAGCUUUUCGUCAGAUUCUGGGUUUAGGCUCCCUCUCUUCUGGUUUAGACACUCUCUCUCACAUAUUACAAAAGAGGGUCAAGUAUGAGAAAACUCAAGUUUCAUGAGAAGAAGCUGUUGAAGAAGGUGAAUUUCCUAGAAUGGAAGAGAGAAGGUGGCCACCGAGAAGCCUUUGUUAUGCAACGUUACCACAUCACCGGCAGAGACGACUACAAGAAAUUUGUUCAUAGCACCCAAAAUUAUUUAUUUAUAUAUAUAUAUAUAUAUUUAUCUGUAUUCAAUAGGUAUUCGAGUAUGUGUAGGAGUGUGCAGAAGCUAGUCAACAUAUUGAAGCAGAUGGACCCAAAAGACCCAUUUCGGAUUGAGAUGACCGAUGCACUCCUGGAAAAGCUGUACAACAUUGGUGUAAUACCAAGUAGGAAAAGUUUGGCCUUGUGUGAGCGAUUAACAGUAUCGACCUUUUGUCGGCGUAGGCUUUCAACUGUCUUAGUGCAUCUAAAGUUUGCUGAACAUUUGAAAGAAGCUGUCACAUAUAUAGAACAGGGGCAUAUCCGGGUGGGUCCAGAUACAGUUACUGACCCAGCAUUCCUUGUAACAAGAAACAUGGAAGACUUUGUUACAUGGGUAGAUACAUCCAAGAUAAAGAGAAAGGUUCUGGAGUACAAUGAGAAGUUGGAUGAUUAUGAUGCAAUGAACUGAGUAUUCCGUUGUUAACCCUCCCCCCCCCC
Cornus florida is the source of this 768-nucleotide messenger RNA. RefSeq lists its product as uncharacterized. The coding region runs from base 125 to 739 and encodes 204 amino acids. Lineage: Eukaryota; Viridiplantae; Streptophyta; Magnoliopsida; Cornales; Cornaceae. Gene Ontology annotation, molecular function: structural constituent of ribosome; rRNA binding; snoRNA binding. Gene Ontology annotation, cellular component: Mpp10 complex; small-subunit processome; small ribosomal subunit. Gene Ontology annotation, biological process: rRNA processing. The transcript has 4 exons. The record is from RefSeq and is a predicted model, not a curated record.